Owenia fusiformis is the source of this 927-nucleotide messenger RNA. The record is from the annotation of a GenBank genome assembly. NCBI's taxonomy places the organism in Eukaryota, Metazoa, Annelida, Polychaeta, Sabellida, Oweniidae.
ACAACAACAACAACAACAACAACAACAACAACAACAACAACCACCAUUCCAAUCCCCCUUCCUCCUGAUCCAACAAUUGAGGAUACACCUCUGAUGAUAUGUGUGGACAUUAUAUUUGUUAUUGAUGUUUCAUGCUCAGUAGUAAAGCAAUAUCAACGACUAGCCAUUGGAAUAAUAGAAAGCUUCAUCCAGGAAGUAAAGUUCAAAGGUGAUGAGACAAAAGAACCAACAGAUGAUUUGUCAAAAUUGUCUGUUUUUAGGGUUCCAUUUGCCAAUAAAGAAUCAGAAACUGAAAAAACAGUUGGCAGCAUUAUAGAUUUUAUGUCUGCAUUCAGUCCUGAUCAGCGAUAUCUAUCUAACGUUGCCAUUAUACCUUUUCAUGAGACAAGCACCAAUACAACAGUGCCAUUUCAAAAUAAUCGAAGACAACUGCAGAAAGGUCUUAAACAAAUCAUGAAAUAUGAGAGGGUCUGUAAAUCAUUUGGAGACAGGGCCUAUGACAAAGCUGCAGAGUUCUUUGAUGCUAUUCCAAAAAGAAAUCGAAAUGUUGUAGUUGUAUUUGGUGAUGGACGUAAUACUGGUGCUAAGCAUCAAAGAUUAUCUGAACAAGCAAUGGAGAGGUUAAAAUCUGAGCAAAAUGUGGACGUUAUAUGGGUUGCAACUCCGACUAAGAUUUUGAAAACUUCCAAAACUGCAUCAGAGCAAGCAGCAGAAAUAGCACGGGGACAGGAACACAUCAGACGAUAUGUGAAAAAAACGCAAAUAUUUGACAUAAGAGAUAAUGCCUUAAAUACAAAACUAUUUCAGCAUUUUUCUGAAAAUUAUGUAUGUGGAAACUAAACAUUAGAGAGAAAGUGCUAACUCUCAAAAUCGAAUAGUUCAAUACCGUAGAACGGUAUUUUGAGAUCCAAAAUAAUAAAUGAAAAU